ACAAGGUUCGGGAUUGCCUGACUCAUGAGAAUCGCUGUCGUUAAACAGGCACGAAGAACAUGAUAGUGACGUACAUGGAGAACUUAAUAUAGACGCUAGCAUGAAAACUUUUCUUUUCAAGUGCCACCUUAGAUGAAAUCAUUGGAGUGAAGAGACGUACACACACUGUCGUUGAAUUCACAAGUCCUAUGACGUGUGCCGAGGCCUGUUGUUUUCCUAUGAACAGCACGGCUUUCUUCUGAAAUCGCGAUUUCGUGCAAGUGGACGCAUGGAAAGUCAGGCAGGUGGUUAUAUAAUCCCAUUGACCACAUAUAACCCCAUUUGCCGCAUAGAAGAAUUGUGUGGUCAUCUGCGUAGAAGAGAUCUGAUCAGAACAUAGCACAAUGAUGGCACAAGCACUUCACACCCUCAUAGGCCAUUACUGCAAGAGUGCCUUGAUCAUUUUGCCUUGCUCCCAAAAUGUCAGGAAUCAUAUCACCAUCAAUAAAGGUCUGCGCCUCCUCGCCUGCGGGCGACAUCUGCCAGCACGAUUGGUAACAGGAACUUCACCUGCUCUCGCGCGGCCUGGUGUUGCUUCGCCGGCCGGCGCUCGCGCGGUGUCCGGCGCUCCGUGGCCGCCGACCUCGGCAGCCCUGCACACAUCGGUGCCGCGGCCCGACCUUGACCCGCCGACCCCCAGCCAGCGCCAGCGGCUCAAGCUCGCCGUCAGAGACUACGGAGGCACCGUGAUCGUGUUCCAUGUCACGAUCUCAUUGGCCUCGCUUGGCUUUUUCUAUCUCGCUGUGAAGAGCGGUCUGGACGUGGUCGGCCUGCUGCGCUGGGUCGGCCUCGGCGACAGUCUGGCGCAGAGCAAGCUGGUGACGGGCGGCAGCACGUUCGUGCUCGCCUACGCCGUGCACAAGGUGUUCGCGCCGGCCCGGAUCGCCACCACGCUCGCCUGCACGCCCUUCAUCGUGCGCUCGCUGCGCCGCCGCGGCCUGCUGAAGACGCCGCCGCCGCGGAGCGACUGA
Messenger RNA from Pollicipes pollicipes, 1010 nucleotides. Its product is annotated as protein FAM210B, mitochondrial. The record is from RefSeq and is a predicted model, not a curated record. Bases 384 to 1010 code for a protein of 208 amino acids. Gene Ontology annotation, cellular component: mitochondrion. NCBI's taxonomy places the organism in Eukaryota, Metazoa, Arthropoda, Thecostraca, Pollicipedomorpha, Pollicipedidae. The transcript is spliced from 4 exons.